Motacilla alba alba is the source of this 9925-nucleotide messenger RNA. It is a transcript of the gene NHSL1, whose product is annotated as NHS like 1. Gene Ontology annotation, biological process: cell differentiation. Bases 2325 to 7472 code for a protein of 1715 amino acids. The record is from RefSeq and is a predicted model, not a curated record. The transcript is spliced from 9 exons. NCBI's taxonomy places the organism in Eukaryota, Metazoa, Chordata, Aves, Passeriformes, Motacillidae.
GGUUUUAUACAUCUGGCUGUGUAUAAUUUAGCCAGUAAUAGCUGUGGUAGUUUACAGUUCUCUGUACUUUUCAGUACUGGCAAUUCCAAAUCGCUUGCUUUUUGUCAAAAGAACUAAGUUGACUUUAAGCAUGGUCUAUGAUUUUUUAAAUUUUUUUUUUAUUAAAACCUGUUUAUUUGUACAUGAGCUGCUCCGAAAGGGGUAUAUAUAUUUGGGUCUCUAGGGGUACCUCACUCCUCAUUCUCAAGUCUUCUUAAAGGAAGAAAAACAAAGGAAACCUCCCAACCCUACACAGGUCUCUUGUCUCAUCAGGCAUGGGGAGUGGUGUCUGAAAAAAACCCCAGCUCGAAGGACUUGAUGACACAGUGAGAAAAGCGAGUGUUAGCAGUGUGUUAGCUCCCACUCCCACUCACUCAGCACACACUCAGCGUGCACCCCCUCCCUCCACAACCCCACUGCAGCACCACUGGCUUUGGGAAGUGGUGGGAGACCUGUGUAUGUACAUAUGCAUUACCUUGUUGGAGUGAGGUCAGUUUAAACGCAGCCUAUUAAAUUAUUUACAGAAGACAGUUGGCCGACCCAUUGUGCUGUGUUAGUGGGAGCCAAAGGUCACUUUGGUGUGCCUGGUUGAUUCAUAGGGUAAUCUGAUACAGUACUUAGCUUUUUGCCUCCCAGUCAGUGGGUUAAACCUUAUCCUCUUAUUAUGAGUCACAGAGCCAUAAGUUUCAGAAAAAGCCAGAGCCUUUGUUUUUAAUGGUUUGGAAGAGGCUGUGCAGCAGAAUCCAGAGGGCUGCGGUAGCAUCUGCCAAGGGGUUGGGGCGUGUUCUGCGACAGUGUAAAUCCGACUGGCAGCUUGGGAGCCCGAACACUGCACCCUUCUUUUCUUAGGAUCCUUGUCCUUUUGAUAACAUCAUCUGCAGCCGUUAGGACGUUAAGACAUUAAUGUUUGUUGUUCAGAUAAAGGGUAUGGUUUCGUGUUCUUUUUCCUUCCUGCCCCCACCCCUCCCGCGGGUUCCUUGUUACCACCAUCUCCUUGAGGAUUCACUGACCUGACCUAACUGGCUAUCUCCCACAUUCAAUUUUUUUUUUUUUUUUUUGUAAGAUAGAAAUUUGUGGGGGUUUUUUUUGUCAACUUUUAUCUUGGUGACCAAUUACAGCAAAACCCAUGGGUAUUGGGGUGCCUUGGUAUAACCAACUCCCAUCUGCUUUAAAAUGUACCCUUUGCCCCUCCAUCUUGCAGGCUUAUUCCCUCCUGGGAGCAGCAUUGGUAUUGGCAUACAGGGCAAGCACUGCAGCUUUCAGAAGUGCCUGACUUUUUAAAACUUUUGCACUGUGGAGUGCUUUUCCUAGCUACUAGUUUAAAGAGAAGGCAGCAGAAUGCAGCAGCUGGGAAUGAAACCUGUUUUAUGAGCUGUGAGAGCCCGAUCACUAAAUAUCUGCUCAGAUUUUGUUUACAUCUAUGCACUUUAUUUAGUUUCUUUUCAAAUCUACCACUAGUUACGGGGGCACUAAUGCUUUCAGCACACCGUUCAGGAUACUUUUGGUGUGGAAAAGCUCCAGGAUUUUAUUUUCCCCCUCUCCGAGUCCGCAGAGGUGCGCAAGUGCUUUCCUAUUUCUGCACGCAGAGUUCAGAAGUUUGUGCUGCCGCUGAGCUGGCUGAGGAAAGGAGGAGUUUUGCUUUUAGAAGAGCGAGCCUAUCAUAUUUCACUCUAAUCCUAAGCGAUAGCCACGCAGUCGGUUUUAUUGUUAGAAGAGCCUUCCUGGAGCUCCUUCACCAGGCUUUUCUCUGAGGGAGCCGGGAAGCCAGAAUGAGGCGGCAGAAGUGCAGUGGCUUUAUUGUCCCCCAUGAGCAGUGCCAUGCCAAGGCGUGAUCUCUGCCUGCUCUCCCCUCCUCGUGGGCUGCUUCUCAUGAGCCAGGAGAGGGGACUGAAUUGCCUGCACGCUCCCGGGCAGCGAUGCCAGGGAGAAGAGUGCAGUUUUUGCUGUUGAGUGGAGAAUGGGGAAAACACUUGCCUCAGUGCUGUGCUCUGCUCAGCCCUUACAUGCUCCGCUGAGCUGCUGCAAGGUGCCACUUUCUGCUGCUUUUCUCCCCUUUGUUUUCUUUGGCAGCUCCCUAAGUGCUGUAUCAAAACAGCUUCAGGGGAGCUGCGCUGGCACAGCCACCUGCCUCCAUACUGCUGCUGGUUUAAAGGCAGCGAGAAGAAACCUGGACUGAAGUCGGAUUGAGUUUGUUUAGCCUCCCGCGAAAACCGCUGGGAAAGGGGACAGGAACAAUUUCAGAGAGGUCUCUUUGGAACCGGCGCCAGUGGCUGGCUUGAAAGAAAAUGAAAAAGGAGUGUGUUUCGAGAUCUUUCAAACUCAAACAAAACCCAGGCUCCCUCUCGCGUGCUGUCAGCUGGAUAAAUUUCUCGUCCUUGUCAAGGCAGACAAAGAGACUGUUUCGCAGCGAUGGGGAACUCUCCUCCAUGUGCGUGCAGCACGUAGACGAGGACGACGAGAACUGGACCUACCGGAGCCAGCAGAGGAAAGCUGUUUCCAACCUAGAUGAAGAGAGUAGAUGGACUGUGCACUACACUGCUCCGUGGCACCAGCAGGAAAAUGUCUUCCUACCCUCCUCAAGACCACCUUGUGUGGAGGACCUGCACAGACAAGCCAAGCUGAACCUCAAGUCAGUGCUGAGAGAGUGUGACAAGCUGCGGAGGGAUGGCUACCGGAGCUCGCAGUAUUACUCUCAGGGCCCCACCUUCUCCUCGUCCUCCAGUGCAAUCUGUGGAAGUUACCAGGAUGAUUAUGAAGAAAUUGAACAAAAGUCUAGUCUGUUAGACUGCAUCUCUCAGUCUUGCAUUAGCGCCUGCUGUAACUUGGUUCCCUGGAGCAACAAGUGUCCUGUCUCUACCCCUGAAGAAGAAAAGCUUAUUACCAUCAAAAGGCCUAAAAGUCCAGCUACUAAUGAGUUAUCAGAUAUCAACACCCAAACCAACUGGACUAAGUCUCUCCCACUGCCAACGCCAGAAGAGAAAAUGCGACAACAAGCGCAAGCCGUCCAAACAGAUGUGGUUCCUAUUAAUGUGACUGGGGAGAAUUUCGACCGCCAAGCCAGCAUUCGGCGGUCUCUAAUUUACACAGACACGGUGGUAAGACGGCCGAAGAAAGUCAAAAGGAGAAAGACUAUUACAGGAAUCCCUGACAACAUACAAAAGGAGCUAGCAGUUGGUACUGGCCAAAGUGAUUUCCGAGGGCAUUCAAUGUAUGUCCCGGAUCACUGUUCCACGCUAGGGAGACUGGACAGCUAUCGCUCCGCUAUGCAGCGCUCUGAAACCAAGGACACCAGCUGCCAGACAGAGGAAGUUAAAGUUGUGCCCCCUUCAAUGAGAAGAAUACGAGCACAGAAAGGACAAGGCAUUGCGGCCCAGAUGUCUCAGUUCUCCAGCUCAUCUGGAAACAUGUCAGUGAUGAGUGAUUCUGCUGCAGUUAUAUUUGCUUCUCGCCAAAAUAACGACAUAGGUUUUCACAGCUUGCCUCGGAUUGGUGCGAGAGUGUCUCUGCAGUCCCUAGAUGAGACACAGAGCAUGAUGUCAAGGCAGACAGAAGACAUUGCUGGCACUUUACCCCACCAGAUAAGUAAAUUGCAAGUGGAUGAUAGUGUUGUGCAUCUGAGGAAUAAUCCCAUGAUGGGGACCCCGUCAAGGCCAAAGUCCCAAGAGGUGAGAAGCUGUGAUAGCGAGAAGUCCUCAAGCCCAGCAUGUGUGGUCUCUCCUCAUGCCACUUACUCAACAAGCAUCAUACCCAAUGCAACACUGUCAUCCUCCUCGGAAGUUAUCCUUAUUCAUGCUGCCCAGAGUGUUGGAUCAUUGGAUAGUAAAAUGUCCAGCUCCACUGCCUUUCCAAAUCCAAGAGACAAUCCUGCUGCCAGCAGUGCAGUAAGUGGGAAAGAAGAUCACCAUUCUUCAAGUGGUAACUGGAGUGAGAGUAGCUCCACACGUCACUCACAGACUUCAGAUACCAUCCCAUCUAACACUGUCAUGAUGCUUUCUCUUGGUGACUCUGCUGUCUCUCUAAGCACUCCUGGGAAUGCAGAGGCUGGGUCUCAGAGCAUGAGCUACAGCUGCAGGAACACUGCUGCUUUAGCAAGCCCUUCCCAGGACAGCGAUGGUCGGAGCGAAUCCAGCUAUUCUGGGGAGCGAGCACAGGCAGCAGUGAGCAGCACGGAGCAUUGGUUGUACAAGUCGUCAGAAAACAGCGAGACCCCUUCACGCAAGGUGGUUUGUACACCAGGCUGUGCCACGCCCGGUAGCAACCUGAGCAGCAGUAGCCUGGAGAGGACAUCAGGCAGGGAUGAUUCUACUUCCCUGUAUUCCGUGGAUCACGAUGGCUAUUAUGGCUCCAUGCAUAUGGAGUCCAGACUGAAAACAGACAUGCCGUGCAACAGUACUAAUGGUUUUGAGAAUCCCAGAGACAGUGUGAUAAAUGUCUUUGAAGGAAAGGAGAAGAAACUUCAGGAUGACCACUCAGGCCAAGGUGACAAAUCCCUCGCAAGAAACAUCUCACUGAAAAAGGCAAAGAAACCACCUUUGCCACCAUCCAGAACAGACUCACUCAGAAGGAUGCCUAAGAAAAAAGCUCAAUCUAAUGGACAGAUACUUGAUGAAACCCUCAUUGCCACUCUCCAGCAUUCUCUGCAGCUGAAUCUCAAGUGCAAAAAUGGCAGCUCCCCUUCCCAGAGCCCCUGCAGUGAUUAUGAGGAUCCCUGGGUGUUGCGCUCCCGCAGCCAAAGCUCGGUCAGUGCGAGCAGCAGCAUGAUGUCCACCACUGCUCCAAACCUGUACUCCAUCUGCACAGUCACUCCCUCCCAGAGUGAAACAAGUAGCAUAAAGUCAGAAUAUGCUGACCAGUGGGGUUACUACAGCGACUAUGCUGCCGUAGCAGAUGACCAGGUGAAGUCUCCAGUGACCCAUUCUGCCAGUACUUCAUCUGCUCUCAGUGAUUACAGCAUCAGCCACUUCAGUGAUGGCUCAAGGGCUUCUGUGCCGCAAGUGCCCAGUGGACUGGCCAAACCAAAGAGUGCUUCUCCGGAGAAAUCCCACCGAGUCACAUCGCCAUCGAGUGGGUACUCCAGCCAGUCCAAUACACCCACUGCGCUUACUCCAGUGCCUGUACUUGUAAAGUCUGCAUCAUCAGGAAAUGGGAAAUCCAAGCUGAAGCCUAAAGUGCCUGAAAGGAAGUCCUCUCUUCUGUCUUCAGUCUCCAUGUCUUCGUCAUCCACUUCUCUUUCUUCAAAUACAUCUACUGAAGGGAGUGUGAGUGUGAAGAAACUGGACCCUGCCCUGAGCCCUCCUCUGGAUUCUGGUGCACCUCCUCCACCACCUCCUCUUCCAACAUCUCAGCAUUGCCCUGAACUUUCUCCUCUUCCUCCUCCUCCUCCAGCAGAAGUAAUGGAUCUGUCACCAUUGUCGACUUCUCCCACAUUCCCCCCUCCUCCGCCAGAAGCCAGUGUAAGUUCUACCUUUGCUCAGACUGUCCCAUGGUUUCCGCAAGAAGCCUCCAUCAGUUCAUUCUCUUCCCCUGUUCCUCCUCCUCCUUCUUGCCCCUUGGCUGUCCCGCCACCUGCGCCACCGCUUGAUCCCAAAAUAACAAAAGGUGCUGCAAUAUACCCACAGUAUUCUUUUAAGAAACGCAACCAGGAGGAUUCUUGCUACAGUCCAGUGAAACAGCCACUCAACAAGCAAGAUUCAUCAAGACCUGUGAUGCCAUUAGUAACCACCAAAGCACUGCAAAUGGUGCAGUUGAGGUCUGUGAAAAAAUCAACAGAAGGUGAAUCAUCAACUGAAUCUGCUUCUGAAACCACCUCUCAGGAAAAGGGUACUGUAAAUUCAUCAUCACAGUCUUUGCUAAAGCCAUCUCUCUCACUAAAACUCACUACCAGCUUAGGCGACGAGGAAGUGAAAACUCAAGGCGCCUCAUUUAAAAAUGCAGUUCAAACACUGUCUCGGGGCUCUCCUCUCAUUCUCUCUGAUAAUACCUCUGUACCUGACAGUGAUCAGAAGCCUGUAAGUACAGUAGGUCUAAAGAAAUCUGAAGGUGAUGCUCUGGGGUCAGCCACUGAUGAUGACACACCUGAGUCCUCAGUGCAGAGUGAAGACCUCCCUUCUGGCAUGUUACUUCAGGGGUCACCAGCAUCUCCUGACAAGACUCAGGUUGUAUUGCCAAGCAAGAAACCACCUCCUGUUUCAAAGAAACCCAAACUGUUCCUGCUGGUACCACCUCCACAGUUAGACCUUACAGUGGAGAAAGCAGCUGAAGUGAGUGAUACUGCCAGAAGCCCAACUAAGAGAGAUGCUGUGCAUGCACACUCUGAGGAGGUGAGAAAUUGUCUUACAGAUGGACUCGGUUCUAACGAGAUGGACUCUGGCAGCCUGGUUCCUGAGGGAGGAGCUGCUGGAUUCACCUUCUCUGCGACAGUGGGAGCGAAUGUCUUUGUGGUACAGCCUGCUGCAUCACCAGUUCAAGAAGAACCCAGGCAGGAGGAGCAGUCUGCUUUUGAUGAAGGAAGCAGUUCAGGCAGCAGCCAAGAUAGCGGCAGUAACGCUGACGGGCACCUAUCUCAAGAGAACGAAAGUGUGGAGGUGUUUGAGUCAGACACAGCCAGUAGUUCAUUCCUGCCAAGCAGUAGUUAUGGGGAAGAGACAGACGGAGUGGCAACACCAGCAAGACCAAGGACUACCGAGGAUCUUUUUGCAGCCAUUCACAGAUCCAAAAGGAAAGUCCUUGGCCGUAAAGAUUCUGAAGACGACCGUACCCGCAACCAUUCUCCGUCGCCCCCCGUAACUCCCACUGGUGCUUCCCCAAAUCUAGCUACCCUCAAACAAGCCGGAUCUAUCCAGAGAAGCGUUCGCAAGAGCAGCACCAGCAAUGACAACUUCAAAGCCCUGCUGCUGAAAAAAGGGAGCCGCUGUGACACCAGUUCCCGCAUGUCCGCAGCAGAGAUGUUGAAGAACACGGACCCGCGGUUCCAUCGGACAAAGACAGACGCCCCCGCUGACCUUUCCGACGGCCCUGCCAGCUGCUCACCCAGCAAGAGCAAACGGGCCCAGGAGGAGUGGGCCAAGAGUGAGGGCCUGAUGCCAAGGAGCAUGUCCUUCUCUGGCACGAGGUACGGCCGGUCACGGACACCCCCGUCUGCUGCCAGCAGCAAGUACAACGUCCGCAACCGCAUCCAGAGCAGCCCCAUGACUGUCAUUAGUGAAGGAGAUGGGGAAGUGGUGGAGCAGUCCGAGGGCAGGGUCCGGAGGACUUUGGAAGAGCAGCAAGAGGGGCAGCUUGAUAUGUUUAACAGUGAUGAAAUGGACAUGAAUGACUUCCCGUAUGCUGAGGAGGCAGGCUGCAAGGAGACCUUGGAUCCAGCCCAUGUAGACUUAAUGACUCAACCAGGUGCUUCAAGGAAGUAUCUAAACUCUUCAGCUGAAGAAAGUUAAAAUGCAGUGUGACAAAAGGCUUUGGAUAUUAGUCUAGAAAAUCACGGGGACUAGAUUCCAGGAGAAAGCCCAGACCAGGACAAGGUUACUUUGCUGAGCAUUUAUUCCACGAACUGCAUGUGUAUGUUUAAAUGCUAAAGUGACGAUGGUUCUGCAUGGUUGGGUUGGGGUGGGGAGCACUUGCUUUGAAUGACUGGUCUGUGGCUUGAAGAAUGUUAAGAAAUGAAUUUUUUGUGUAAAGCCUUAGAAGUCCUCUUGUGGGGUGGGGUGGGGAAGUUUUCUCAGAGUCUGUAGGGGUGUGAAAUUUUUCUUUUUCUUGAGACUGCAAUUGUGCAAGCAAAAUUUAGGAAUAAGCCUGAAAUGGGAAGGCUCCUGUGGUACAAGGUGGACGUUUGGUUCAAAAGCAUUGUAGUGAUGCAGCGUAGUGCAUUCGUUGAGCAGAGGGAGGCACAAUGAGGCACAUUCACCUCUGAGAGAAGGUAGCAGGGUCGCUGCUGGGGUUACAUGGCCCCCUAGUGGGGUAUGGCCCAGCAUUUGAUGAAGCGUGUCCUGCUCAAGCAGUGAGCUCACCAGGUUAUGGCUUGGUCCAGGGUACUGUACUUUUAAUUCUUUUUCCUGAGGGAAAAUGAGCUGUGUAGUUAAGGUGGAAAAGGGAGCUGAUUUUAUAAUACACUACUAGCUGCUAUGCAGCCACACACGUUCACUUGGUGAAACACACAUUUCCAGGUGAAUUGCUUCCUUGACUGGAGUAUUCCCUUAGAGAACUAGAACAGCUGGAUGUGCGUGGGGGGUGCAAGCAGACAUCAGGAAAGUGGGGGAUGGAUGAAUGAUGCCAGAAUUUGGAAGGGUUACUGUCAUGGUUUAGAAAUGCUAUUCCCCAAUUUAGUGUUCCCACCAAAACACUCCAAACCAUGUACCUGCUCACUCACUCCCCUCCCCUCUUACCUCUGCGGGUGGCUGAGGAGGAGAAUUGGAGGCACAAAAGGUGAAAGUUGGGGGCUGAUAAAAUAAAAAUUUACUGGAAACAACAAUGAAGUAAGAAAACGGACAGUAACACCAACAACACUUAGAGUGCGCACAAAAAAGGUGAAUGGCUCACAGGUGACUGCUCACCACACAGAGCCCGGUAAUGUGUGAUCUGCUGCCCCUUUUCCUUGUUCCCAGCAGUGUUGUGAGGUGGUGUAGAAUAACCUCUGUGUCCUGGCCACAGCCCCUCCUGGCUACUGCAAAAGAUGAACCCUGUCCUGGCCGGAACCAAGACAGUUGUGUUUCUGAAUUAAAAAGAGGAACUUGACUUGCACUACAAAGCUGUCUGUGGAGCCCGUCUUUCAAAACUGAAACUGAAACUUGGGAAUUGUGUUUUGCUGGAAAUCUGUCUUUCAUUUGUCAAAAUGGGGAGACUAUUACUUUUCAUCACUUGAAAUACAGAUACUUGCUAACUUUUGGUUACCAAAGAAUAAGUUACGGUUACUUUCCUUUUUGAUUUGCCUGCAGUAUUGCUCUUCUUUUUUAACCUUAAUAAUUUAGUGAGGUUAAUUUUUAUUGUAUAUUUUACAGAUAAUAAGAACAUUUAACGGUUUUCCAAUUGUAAAGAAGACCAUUAAUUAAAACUGAAAUACUGGCUGGAGUUUUUGGUUCUUGGUAGGAAUGAAACUUUUAAUUUUUAAUAAGAAUUUUGCAUCAUUUGAUGGCAUGCGCAGUUUUUGUAUUGUUUGUAAAUAUUGAAAGUUGUUAAAAUAUCUUUUGAUCUCCUUACCGUAGAAUUUUUACAUUUUUAGAUUGCUUUUAAGAAGGAAAAGCACUCUUUGUAGAUUAUUUAUUUUAGAGAAAUAUGCUUGUAAUCUCUUUCUUCAAUCCUUUACUUGUUAGUUAUGUAAAUUUCAGGGGCCUUCGUUUAACUCUUCCCUUCACAAGAGGGGAAUAGUGCUGAAAAUGCUGUGACUUCGCUUCAAUAAAGUAAAAGCCUGCCAGUUGCCAUAUUGUCUUUUGAGUUGAUUAAAAUCUCCUUCAAAAGAUGUGUCCCACAGCGUAUGGCAACCCACUGAAUGCCAUCAUCCAUGCAUCCAGCUACUAAUUUCCAGUUUUCAUUGCAAAAUUUACUAAUUCACUUUAGACACAACUAAAGUGUACUCACACAUCCAUCCCAUUCUGGUAUCUCAGUUGUGAGACUAAAAAAAAUUAAAUUAUCCUAAGCUUUUUCCAGUGUUGUGUGAGUAUUCCUACUACUUCUGUCCUACUUGCAACCUAUCCCAGAAAACUAAAAUUCUUGGAGAACCAGAUUAUAAGCAGAAUGAGUGAGAAGUGACAUGGACAAGUUGAAUCCAGCUGCACUCAGUGGAACAAGGGUGGUAUUAACUGUUGCGCAGCAAACUUUCUACCAUUUUCAUACGAUAACUAUAUUGAAAGAACCAUUGGAUUUUUAAAAUUAAAAUAAAACCUAAUUGGAUAAAGUA